Molecule: messenger RNA, 2553 nt
Organism: Lachnellula hyalina
Lineage: Eukaryota; Fungi; Ascomycota; Leotiomycetes; Helotiales; Lachnaceae
Exons: 4
Coding region: 1-2553 (850 amino acids)
Biological process (GO): proteolysis
Cellular component (GO): fungal-type vacuole
Molecular function (GO): aspartic-type endopeptidase activity
Source: RefSeq, a predicted model, not a curated record
AUGUAUCUGGUGCCGACGGGGCAAUGGGCGCUUACGAUCUUUCUUCUGGUGGGGUGCAUCAGUGCCGCGGACACGAUAGAGGCAUUGAGUGCUACGCCCUCUACGCAAUGGUAUGGGGAUGAUGGUACUUGGUCCGCGAUAUCGAUUCGAGUUGGAACUCCACCGCAAUGGGUCGAUGUUAUGGUCAAUACUGUCAGUUCGGAGACUUGGGUUGUCGGGCCUGCGGGAUGUUCAGAUAAUAAUUCCAUAUGCAUACAAGCCAGGGGAGGGACUUAUAACCUCAGCACAUCUUCUACGUAUAGGGACCAAGGGCUCUUCAACUUGGGGGUUGAUACUCGACUUGGUGGCCAGGGCUAUGCGGACUAUGGCUUCGAUCAAUUGACAUUUGGUUCCACCGGGGUAACUCUUAACUCAACAAUCAUUGGGUCGAUAAACGCCACAGAAUACUUUCUUGGGGAGUUUGGCCUAGGAGUUGUGCCAGGAAACUUCAACAAUGUCUCAUCGCUUGCGGCCAUUAGUGGUCUAGUAGAGACGAACGGAGCUAUUCCAAGUCACAGUUAUGGCUACACAGCUGGUGCAACAUAUCAACAGAAAGGCGUGCCGGCUUCCUUGACUCUUGGAGGCUAUGAUGCCAAUCGAUUAAUUGCUCACAAUACUUCCUUUAAUCUAAAUCCGAGCAAAAACCCGGCAGCAUAUAUUAACUACAUGUCGGUAUAUUCAACCGGAACCUCAAACAAUUGGACUACCCCCGUCCAAUUGAUUUCCACGACGGACCGUGUUACUGCCAUAAUCGACAGCUCCACUCCUUACCUUUGGCUACCUCAAUCGGUUUGUGACGAAUUUGCCCAGACACUGGGUUUGACUUACAACAACACUUUGGAUUUGUAUGGGUUCGAUGGAAAUGCUUCACAGCACGAUGUCCUCAAAAAUUCUCAACUAGAGUUCACAGUCACUCUAUCAGACACCGGUUCGUCAACGGAACUUGUCAAUAUAACACUGCCAUAUGCGGCCUUCGACUUGCAGCUGACCUUCCCGGCUAUUCCCAAUACGACUUACGGUUCUUCCAACUCUGAAAAGUAUUACUUCCCCAUCAAGAGGGCAAGCAAUCAAGCCCAGUACACCAUUGGUCGAUCCUUCCUACAAGAAGCGUAUUUAAUCACGGACUAUGAACGAAACACCUACUCUAUCCACCAAGCCGUUCACACAUUAGAUCCUCUCGGGAAUACUAGCAUAAUCAACAUUUCUCAAUCAAAGGACAGUAAUUUCAGUCCUCUCCCCUCGAACAAAUCCAAGGCCAAAAUCUCAACUGGGGCCAUAGUUGGUAUUGUCGUUGGUGUGGGUGCAAUUCUAGCACUGGCAUCGUCCGGGUUUUAUUUCUGGCGUCGUCGGAAUGUAACAAAGACCACGGAUGAUGAAAAGCCCGUCGAAAUUACAGCUUCACGUGGUUUCCUAGGACGUUUCCGUCGACAGCCAGAAGAGCUUCAAGCAAACGAAGCUUUUGGCAGCACCACAUAUGCCGCUGAAGUAAGCGCUGACGCCUCACAUGAGCGAUUUGAGCUUCCCGCACCUCUGGGCCCAGCAGAACUAGACAGUGAAGCAGGAACAUUGAGCGGGACCACUGAUAAUGAGUCGUCAACAACAGAUUCAUACAAUAUGUCCGCGUACGAGCAGGCAAGAAGAAAGUUAGAACGCCAACAAGCAGCAGCCGAUCUAGCUCAGUCUAGACGAGAACCAUACCCGACAGAAAAGAUCGAAAACGACGGUCAUUCCGGAAUGCAGUUCCUGUCACCACCGGGCUCCCAAAGUAAUUCUGGGACUCGCCCCGUUUCUCCUGUAACUGGCGGUUCCUACAGUUCCCGCCGUUCCCAAACAAGCGGACAGCCAUCUCCAUCUCCAUCUCCCACCUCUCCAAUAUUCGUAUCCGGACCAACCAGUCCGACCAGUCCAACAAGCCCUAUGAGUCCUCCGCCCACAUACCGCAAAAUCGGUCCUAGUAACGGAAUAUUCGCAGGACUCCUACCAGACAACGUACAAUUACCAGAUGUAGUUCCGCGAAUGAUAGACCGCGCUGGGGAAAACUACGCCCAAGAGCAAACACUCCUCACAGACCCCGACUCCACGGGCGGAACAAGCACGCUAGGAAGCCAGUACACGGCCAAUCAAACCACCUCCGACAUAUACGACGACGAGCCCAGUCCGCGCAGCGUAACCGCAUACAGCACUUCCCAUUACAACGUCAGCACCCCCUCUGCAUCCGGCCCAGCUUCGGACGGCGGGCAAAGCGGCGUGAGUGGCCUGAGCACAUCGAGCAGCCAACAACCGCUCAAUGGUUCCGGGCGCGUGAUGGCGAGAGAGGAGGACGAGUCAAAGUUCCUGCGCGAGGACAUGCUUGCGCUGCGUGCUGAUAUGCAGACGAGGGAGGUCGUGGAUCCGUAUAAAAGGAAGCAGCAUAUUGGAACUCCAGGUGAGGAUCUUGUGCAUGUGCCUGUGCUGGCGGAGAGUCGGUUUAGUUGGGAGCAGGAUCGGUUGGGGGAGGAGGGGGGAACUAGGUAG